AUGGGCGGGGUGCUCUUCAUCGACGAGGCCUACUCCAUUGUCCAGGGCGACCGGGACUCCUUCGGGAAGGAGGCGGUGGAUACCAUCAUCAAGCUCAUGGAGGACCACCGGGACCAGAUCAUCGUCAUCUUGGCGGGCUACCAGAAGGAGAUGGCGGACUUCAUUGCGGCCAAUCCUGGGUUCAAGAGCCGAGUGGCCUUCAACUUCAACUUCCCCGACUAUACAUGCCCCGAGCUCGUGGACAUCGCCGAGCGGCUCAUGAAGAGCAAGAACGUGGGGCUGUCGGCCACCCGGGCCGACGUGUGCCAGGGCCCGGACACGCCCAGCGCCUGCGAGUGGCUCAAGAGCGCCAUCCGCUUUCGGACUGGCUGCUGCGAGGCCGCGGACUGCGGGAAGAAGGAGAACCGUGCCAACGGCAACGGCCGCACGGUGCGCAACGUGCUGGAGGCCUCUUACCGGGAGAUGGCGUCCCGCGUGCUGACCACCUUCACCCCCGGGCUGCUGCAAGACUACGACUCGGCGAAGCGCCCCGCGGUCCGCGGGCGGGGCAAGGAGGCGACGCCGGAGCCGGCGCUGCACUGCGGCCGCCGCUUCGAGCGGCUGCGCGCCGGAGGUCCUUACAGCUCGAUGCAGGACGUGGGCGACGCAGACGUUCGUUGUGCGUUUCGUCUUCUGGAUGAGAGUGACUUGCGCAGCUCUACGGCUGCGUCCCUUGGAGAACAGCUGCAAGCGAACUGUCAGACAACGAAGACGCCGGUCACAGUGAAUGUGAGCAGCACUCUGGAGACGCUUUCCCCGGCCAGCCUGGAUUGGGACCGGCUCCAUCAGGGCUUGUACCACGAGCGCGAGUGCUCCCGGGUCCAGGCCCUGCUGAGCUCCGGGAGCCUCCUGCAGCUCUCGGCUGUCCCCUCCUCCCACUCGGACUCGGAGGACGAGCGGUGCAAGUACUGCACCAACGAGGGCAUGUGCACUAUGAGGAGGAGCAUUUGCGAAGGUUGCGCCAGCUGCCAGCGCUUCACCCAAGACACAGAGGCAGAGGGGCUCGCCACGAGCGAAGCCCAGUGCAAGGUCUGUGGAUGGGUGAAGCGGAAGUACCGAAACACUCCAGCGAUGGAGCUGCCCCUUUUGAUGGACAGCAGGAACAUUUGCUCCAUCUACAAUCGCGCUCACCCUGCUGAAGGGGUGAGCAGCUCCCACUGCCGGCGCGCCGUGAGCCGCACAUUGACGCAACUCUCCGGGGGAGUCCGGAAGUUCACCUGCUCCUCCGUGCUGAGCCUCGAGUGCCCGGAGGAUCAGGAAAACGCUGUCCGGGACGCCGGCGGCGUGGGCGCGAUGCUGCGGCCGGGGAGCAAGGUGGAUGACUUGAUGAAGGAGCUGCAGGAGCUGAUUGGCCUGCAGAGCGUCAAGUCCGGGAUCUCCGCGCUGCGGGAUUCCGUGGAGUUCGACAUGUGGCGACGGAAGUUCCUGGGGGAGCACUGGUCGCUGCUGGGCCAGAGCUUCCACAUGCGUUUCCUGGGGAACCCGGGCACCGGGAAGACGGUGGUGGCCCGCAUCGUGGGGAAGAUCUUGGUGGAGCUGGGUGUGGUGAAGCACGAGGACGCGGACGAGGGCUUCGUUUUCAAGGAGGUGAGCCGCGCGGAUCUGGUGGGCGGCUAUGUGGGGCACACGGCGCCCAAGGUCCAGGCGGCCGUGAAGAGCGCCUUCGGCGGGGUGCUCUUCAUCGACGAGGCCUACUCGCUGAUCCAGGGGGAGCGGGACUCCUUCGGCCAGGAGGCGGUGGAUACCUUGAUCAAAGAGAUCGAGGACCACCGGGACAAGGUCAUAGUGAUCUUGGCGGGGUACCACAAGGAGAUGGAGAAGUUCUUUGACUCCAACCCCGGGUUCCAGAGCCGGGUGCCCUUCCGCUUCGACUUCGCGGACUACAGCUGCGAGGAGCUGGCGAGGAUGAGCACCUUGAGCCUCACCAAGCAGAAUGUCACCCCGACCUCUGAGGCCGAGACUUGGCUCUCCAAGAUGGUAGUGGCCAAGACGGGCUGCUGCGCCCAGGCGGACCUGGACGCCGGGCGCUGCGGCGGCGCGGCCCGGGACAACGGCAACGGCCGCGCUGUGCGGAACAUCCUGGAGUCCUCCCUCAGGGCCAUGUCGGUGCGCGCGGUGUCCAGCCCCUUCAGCAAGCAGAUGGUCACGGAGCUCCGGGACUCCGACGUGGCCGCCGUGGGCGGGGAGCUGCUCGGGGAGGCGCUGCGGGGAACCUGCAAGAUGAGCCAAGCGCCGGUGCCGGAUCUGGAGCUGCUCACAGGGCCCCUGAUGCUGGCGCUCAACUUCGAUGAAGUCAUGGAGCUGGCCCAGACGGACUGCAAAGCGGCCAGCAGGAUGGUGCUUCGAGCACGGCCGAAGCCUGGGAUCGUAGCCAGCGCAGCAGACAUCGAGAUUCGGGAUCCGGAUCUCCAGAAGGUCUUCGGAGAGCUGGACGAGCUCAUCGGCUUGGCCUCGGUGAAGCGGGCGAUGCGGGAGUUCUACGCCACGGUGGAGUUCGCGAAUCUGCGAAAGAGAGCAGGAUUGGAGCCGCUCAAGAGCCAAUCCUUCCACAUGCGCUUUGUGGGGAAUCCCGGCACUGGCAAGACGGUCGUGGCCAGAAUUGUCGGAAAGCUUCUUGUGGCGCUGGGCGCCAUUGAGAAGCCGCCGAAAGAGGAAGAGUUGAAUGACCCGGUCGAGGAUCCGGACGCCGGGCCUGUCUUCAACGAGGUGAGCCGCUCGGAUCUGGUGGCGGAGUAUGUGGGGCAGACGGCCAAGAAGGUCAUGGACCAAGUGGAGAAGAGCUUGGGCGGGGUGUUGUUCCUGGACGAGGCAUAUGCUCUGGUGCAAGGUGAUCGCGAUACCUUCGGGCAAGAAGCAGUGGAUACCUUGAUCAAAGAGAUGGAAGACAAAAGGGCCAACUUCAUUGUGAUAUGUGCUGGAUAUGAGGAGGAGAUGGAUGAGUUCUUCAACAGCAAUCCCGGGUUCAAGUCCCGAGUGCCCUUCACCUUCCACUUCGAGGAUUACACAUGCUCGGAGCUGGAUGACAUCGGGAAGCUUGGGCUUCGGAAGAAGGAGCUGAAGCUGCCCGAGAGCACCGACACCUACCAGCAGGCCCUGCGCUUCUCCACCGGAUGUUGCGACAAGCUGGAGGACUGCGUGGCGGACCGAGCCAAAGGGAACGGUCGAGCUGUGCGGAAUACGCUCGAGGCGGCCACCCGCGCCAUGGCCACCCGGCUGCAGGGCAGCGAGGAGGUCUCCGCGGAGAUCUACUCCCAGCUGACGCCGGCCGACUUCGCGGCGGUGACGGCGCAGGCGGUGCAAUCUCACCUGGCCGUGCCCUGCGGAAAGAACGGCGAACUCGCACAGAUCCUGGACAUGAUGAACCAGUCGGUGGGUUUCAGCAGCAAGAUGUCCGGCAAGCCGUCAGACUUGGUGGCCAGGUUGAAGAGUAUCGUCACGGAGACCAACGCCGUGAACAGCAUGAGGGACGCGGAUCCAGAGACGCAGAGACUAGGGGCGCAAUGUGAGGAGGAGGUCACCAGGGUGCUGAAAACGGUCUACCGAAGCAUGCACUCGUACUGCCGGUCCAGCGGCACCCUGGACUUCCUCUCUGACAAGAUCCGCGCCGGGAAGACGCAGUCGGACGUCGAGGCCGCCUCGAAGUUGCUGGAGGACGGCUCCUCAGACCUGGAGCUGAUGAAGGCUCUGAUGCAAUGCUUCUCCGAGAACAGGAAGGUUCAGCAGAUGGCGCAGCACUGCGACGCCAAGUUGGAGGACAUCCGCUCCACAGAGUACAGCCGCUGGGAUUUUCGAGUCGACGGAGAUGGCGAUUCGAUUCGAUUCGAGUCGGGGGGGGGCUUCCUUCCCUCGAGGCAUGCCCUUCCACGUGUCGGCGUGAGGGAGAGGGCGGCGCGCGUUUACCGGGUGUGCGGCCUGGUUUUCGCGGCGUCAGUGAUUUUCGGCCUUUUGGCGGCGGAUGCCCCAGUCUGGAAGUUCCGUCUUUCCAAGCAGCUGGGCAGCCAGGCCGGAUGGCUGGAAGGGCUGGGCGCAAUGCUUGCGCUGAUUUGCGCAUUUGCGGCCCUCUUGGAGCAGGCCAUCGAGGGCAACGCCCAGGCCGUGGCCGUGGUCGACGCCACCGCGAGCUUCGGCAUCGCGGUGAUCCUGCUGUUCGAGGGAUUUCAGCUGGCGAGAGACUUUUCGGCUGGUCCAUCGGAGGGCUUUGGCACGCGGCACGCCUUUCUGUCUGCGGCGUCAGCCGCCUCGAUGGUGCGUUUGGUGGCCGUCCUUUGCCUGGCACUGGCGUCCGGCGCACGUUUGCGCGAUGUGCGCGAACAUCAGGCCGUGCAGGAGCUCAUGGCGGAGCUGGAUGACCUGGUUGGCCUGGGCAAAGUGAAGGCUCAGAUGAGGGAUUUGUUGGCCACCGUGGAGUUCAAUCUGGCGCGCUAUCGCCUGAAUCUGCCGGAGAUCACCGGGCAGUCGCUGCACAUGGCGUUUUUGGGGAACCCUGGCACGGGUAAGACGGUGGUGGCCCGCCUGGUGGGCCAACUGCUCGUCGCUAUGGGCGCCAUCUCUGGAGACCACGACGGGCCCAUCGUCACGGAGGUGAGCCGCGCGGAUCUGGUGGGCCAAUACAAGGGCGCCACCGCACAAAAGGUGCAGGACGUCUUCGCUGACGCGCAAGGGGGCGUGCUCUUCAUCGACGAGGCUUAUGCCUUGGUGCAGAGCCCCAGGGACGUCUUUGGGAAGGAGGCGGUGGAUAGCAUCAUCAAGCUCAUGGAGGAUUAUCGAGACUCCGUGGUGGUGAUCCUUGCAGGGUACAGCACGGAGAUGGCCAGCUUUAUGGCGGCGAACCCGGGCUUCAAGAGCCGGGUGGCCUUCCAGUUCAGCUUCCAGGACUACACCUGCUCGGAGCUUCUGCAGAUUGGCAGUUUGCAGCUGGCGUCCAAGGGCCUGGUCACUUCCUUCCAGGGCUCCUGCCAGGAGGAGCCUUCUGCCUCUUGCACCUGGCUACGUCGGGGGAUCCAACUCGGCACUGGCUGCUGCGAGCGCGCGGAUUGCGACAAGGAGGAGAACCGGGCCAACGGCAACGGCCGAAGUGUGCGGAAUCUCCUUGAGGCGUCGUACCGGGAAAUGUCCAGCCGCGUUCUGACACAGUAUCCUCCGCUGCUGCUGACCUUGUACGACGCGAUGCACCAUCCCAACGUGUCCAACGACAGGCCAAAUCCCCCACUCGACUGCGGGACCAAGUACGAAGCCAUCCGAGGAACAGGCACCUACUUGAAGCUGGAGGACACUGGCGGCGCCGACGUACGUUGUGCAUUCAAGCUGCUCGAAGCAGGCGACGUGCGGCGCUCCGCCGUGGCCAUGCUGACGCAGCUGCUCCGCGGCAGCUGCGAGGCCAGCAAGACGCCGGUCACGGUGAACAUGACGCUCUUGGCCGAGGAUGAUGUGCUGGAGAAGCUUGACUGGGAGCGGCUUCAUGAUUUGCUUCUCCAAGAGAAGGAUUGCGCCGGGGCGCAGGCGCUGCUGAAUUACCACACCUCUCACUCGCUCAUGCAACGAUGGUCUGAGGAAGAUCGGGAGGACCAUGAGCCUGAAUGGGGCUGGGGUUUUGUGCCGGAGUCUGCCAUGAAGUGUGAUGUGAAGUCCUCCUGCAAGGUUUGCUCCUACGUGGCAGAGAAGUUCGAGAACGUGGAGCCCGGGGAGUUUCCCGGCUGGAAGACCUACGACGACUUGUGCGGGGUCUUUCUGAUUGGAAAUCUCAGCGACCAGUUCGACAAGAGCUGUGCGGAUGCAUGUUGGGGCUACUCUGAUCAUAUCUUCGCGCUGCUGCAGAAGGGCGCGCCCUUCACUUGCUCGGACAUUGUGAUGUACGAGUGUCCCCAGGACGCCCUUGCGGGUCCUGCGGAGAAGCCCUUCUAUUUCUCCACGGCGGAAUUUGAUGACGCAGGCCGUCCCAAAGAUCGACCGGGCAGCAAGGUGGCAGGCUACAUGCAGGAGCUGGAUGAGCUGGUUGGCCUGGCCUCGGUGAAGGCGGGAAUGCACUCGCUGCGCGACACGGUGGAGUUCGACAUGUGGCGACGGAAGUUCCUAGGGGAGAAGUUCUCACUGCUGGGCCAGUCCUUCCACAUGCGCUUCCUGGGGAACCCGGGCACCGGCAAGACGGUGGUGGCCCGACUUGGGGGAAAGAUCCUGGUGGAGUUGGGGGUGGUGAAGUCAGAGACGGCAGAAGACGACUCGGCGGAAGAGCUCGUCUUCAAAGAGGUGAGCCGUGGGGAUUUGGUGAAGAGCAACUUGGGCCAAACCGCCGUCAGCGUCCGCGCGGCGGUGCAGAGCGCCUUCGGCGGGGUGCUCUUCAUCGACGAGGCCUACUCCUUGGUACGGGGACGGAAAGACAUGCUGGGCCAAGAGGCGGUGGAUACGUUGAUUAAGGAGAUGGAGGAUCACCGGGACAAGGUCAUCGUGAUCCUCGCGGGAUAUCAGGAGGAGAUGGAGACCUUCUUCGAAUCUAACCCAGGCUUCAAGUCGCGGGUGCCCUUCGCCUUCGAGUUCUCGGACUACAGCUGCGAGGAGCUCGCGGAGAUCGGCCGGUACUCCCUUAGCAAGCAGACCAUCUUCCCCACAGAGGAGGCGGACGCCUGGAUGAGCAAGGUCGUUGCCCGGCAAACGGGAUGCUGCACCCAGGCCCAGGUGGCCGCCGGGAGCUGCCGAGGCGCCGCGCGGGACAACGGCAACGGCCGCUCCGUGCGGAACGUGGUGGAGGGCGCCCUGCGGGCCAUGGCUGUGCGGGUGGCGGUGGCCGGGGCCACCACCAAGGAGAACGUCACCCAGCUCAAUGCUGUGGACGUGGCCGCCGUAGGCGGGGAGAUCAUCCAAAGCGCGCUGCACGGGACCUGCAAGAAGCAGCAGAAGGCGAUCCCGGAGGCCCAGCUGACCGCGGGCCCGCGGGUGCUGGGGCUCUCCAACUUCGCGGCCGCGGCGAGGCUCGCGGGGGAGGAUUGCGAGAAGGGGAAGGCCGCGUUGCUGGCGGCCGAGCCGGCCAGCGACGCUGUUGUGGAUGCGGGUCAGAUUGUGAUCAAAGAGCAGUCCUUGUCGAACAUCUUCAAGCGACUGGACCAGAUGAUCGGCCUGGCCUCAGUGAAGCUCGCGAUGCGGGAGUUCUACGCCACUGUAGAGUUUGCCAAGUUGCGAGAGCACUUCGACUUGGCUCCGGUGAAGAGCCAAAGCUACCACAUGCGUUUCCUGGGGAACCCGGGCACGGGCAAGACGGUCAUUGCCCGUUUGGUGGGACGGCUGCUAUUGGCCAUGGGGGCCGUGACAGCGCCCCCAACGCGCGAAAGCCGGCCGCGGCGGAAAACCUUCAACGAGUUCAGCCGCGUGGACUUGGUGGGGGAGUACAUGGGCGCCACGGCCCCGAAGGUGAAGAAGGCGGUCGCGAAGAGUUUGGGCGGUGUCUUCUUCCUGGACGAGGCAUAUGCCUUGGUGCAGGAUGCGCAGGACGAGUUCGGCAUCGAGGCGGUGGAUACACUGAUCAAGGAGAUGGAGGACAAGCGCGAGAACUUUGUGGUGAUUUGCGCAGGCUAUGAAGAGGAGAUGGAGCGCUUCUUCGACAGCAACCCCGGGUUCAAGUCGCGGGUGCCCUUCACCUUCCACUUCGAGGACUACAACUGCUCGGAGCUGAGCCAAAUCGGCCGCCUCAGUGUGCAGAAGCAUGGCCUGGUGUUGCCGGAGGAGGCGCAGCAGGGCUUCCAGGAGGCGAUCCGCUUGGGCAGCGCCUGCUGCGAGACGCUGGAAGACUGCGUUCCAGACAGAACUCGGGGCAAUGGCCGGGCUGUGCGGAACGUGGUGGAGGCGAGCGUCCGUGCCAUGGCACGACGACUUCAGGGGAAGUCGAGCAUGACGGUGGACGACUAUCCGGAGGAGCGGGAUGUCUUCUCCACCUUCAGCGCCGCAGAUUUCAGCGCUGUGGUUUCCGAGAGCAUCGACUCUCGCCUGUCCAUGCCCUGCAGCAACCGAGGCGAGCUCAGCAAGAUCAUCAACGCCUUGGAUUCCCGGCCCUCGGGCGUGUAUGUGGACCUCCCUGCGAAUUUGGAGGUCUUCUACAGCCAGCUGAAGCAACUCAGCCUGGAGACGCAGAAGGCCGGGCAGCUGAGGAAUUUGGAUUCUAGCAGUGCGAAUCUGCUGAAGCAAUGCUUGGGCAAGAUCGAGGACGUGGUGAGUCUCGUGGUCGAGCGCAUGCAGAGCUACUGUAGCGAGUCUGGCUUCUUGGACAAGUUCGCCAAGCAGAUCAAGUCGGGCGCCGAUAGAAGUGCUGUCGACCGAGCAUCUGCAGUCCUCAAGGCGACGGCCAAGGACGUGCAGAUCUUCCAGGAGAUGUUGGUCUCCUUGGAAGGCGACAAUCCCUCGCGCAGCGCCCAGGAAGCCUCCGAGCGCUGCGCGGCCAAAGUGAGGGACCUUAAGUCGAGGCCUUUCAGUGGCCCUGUGAACCCCUUCGCCUGA
This is a messenger RNA of Effrenium voratum, 8517 nucleotides long. The record is from the annotation of a GenBank genome assembly. NCBI's taxonomy places the organism in Eukaryota, Dinophyceae, Suessiales, Symbiodiniaceae.